This is a messenger RNA of Saccharomyces paradoxus, 1098 nucleotides long. RefSeq names its product aspartate-semialdehyde dehydrogenase (gene HOM2). The coding region runs from base 1 to 1098 and encodes 365 amino acids. Gene Ontology annotation, molecular function: NADP binding; NAD binding; aspartate-semialdehyde dehydrogenase (NADP+) activity. NCBI's taxonomy places the organism in Eukaryota, Fungi, Ascomycota, Saccharomycetes, Saccharomycetales, Saccharomycetaceae. Gene Ontology annotation, biological process: L-threonine biosynthetic process. The record is from RefSeq and is a predicted model, not a curated record. The transcript has a single exon.
AUGGCUGGAAAGAAGGUUGCUGGUGUUUUAGGUGCUACUGGUUCCGUUGGUCAACGUUUCAUUCUUUUGUUGGCCGAUCACCCUCAUUUCGAACUGAAAGUUCUUGGGGCCUCUUCUAGAUCAGCAGGUAAGAAAUACGUUGAUGCUGUGAACUGGAAGCAAACCGAUUUGCUUCCAGAAUCCGCUACCGACAUCGUUGUUUCCGAAUGUAAAUCUGAAUUCUUCAAAGAAUGUGACAUAGUCUUUUCGGGAUUGGACGCUGACUAUGCUGGUGCCAUUGAAAAGGAAUUCAUGGAAGCCGGCAUCGCCAUUGUCUCCAAUGCCAAAAAUUACAGAAGGGAACAAGAUGUACCAUUGAUCGUUCCUGUAGUCAACCCUGAGCAUUUAGAUAUUGUGGCUCAGAAGCUAGAAACCGCCAAGGUUCAAGGCAAGCCAAGACCAGGUUUCAUCAUCUGUAUUUCCAAUUGUUCCACUGCAGGCUUAGUUGCGCCAUUGAAGCCUUUAAUUGAAAAAUUCGGUCCUAUUGACGCCUUGACUACCACUACUUUGCAAGCAAUCUCAGGUGCAGGUUUCUCUCCAGGUGUGCCAGGUAUUGAUAUCCUAGACAAUAUCAUUCCAUACAUUGGUGGUGAAGAAGACAAGAUGGAAUGGGAAACCAAGAAAAUCUUGGCCCCAUUGGCAGAAGACAAAACUCACGUCAAAUUAUUGACUCCAGAAGAAAUCAAAGUCUCUGCUCAAUGUAACAGAGUCGCUGUCUCUGACGGCCACACCGAAUGUAUCUCUUUGAGAUUCAAGAAUAGACCUGCUCCAUCAGUCGAACAAGUCAAGACAUGUCUGAAAGAAUACGUCUGUGACGCUUACAAAUUGGGCUGCCAUUCUGCUCCAAAACAAACUAUUCAUGUUUUGGAACAACCUGAUAGACCUCAACCAAGAUUGGACAGAAACAGAGACAGCGGUUACGGUGUCUCUGUUGGUAGAAUCAGAGAAGACCCAUUGUUGGACUUCAAAAUGGUUGUACUUUCCCACAACACCAUUAUUGGUGCCGCUGGUUCUGGUGUCUUGAUUGCCGAAAUUUUGCUAGCAAGAAACUUGAUUUAA